This is a messenger RNA of Hemicordylus capensis (graceful crag lizard), 5851 nucleotides long. RefSeq names its product TBC1 domain family member 9B (gene TBC1D9B). The record is from RefSeq and is a predicted model, not a curated record. NCBI's taxonomy places the organism in Eukaryota, Metazoa, Chordata, Lepidosauria, Squamata, Cordylidae. The transcript has 22 exons. Gene Ontology annotation, molecular function: calcium ion binding. The coding region runs from base 255 to 4019 and encodes 1254 amino acids.
AGUUGCGGGGGGUGGGGAGAUGAUGGCUGGUCUGCUCGGCUGUGCUGCAGCCAGGCCGCCAGAGGGCGCGGCCUGGCCAGCGCAGCGGAGGCUGCAGGGCUCCGGCGGCAACGUAAUCAGCCCCCGUGACCCACCUGUGACUGUCGGCCGGGCCCGAAGUGGGGGAGCCGGCCGGGUGGCGGCGGGGCCGCAGCAGCAGCAGCAGCAGCGACAACGGCCUCCUCCUCCUCCUCCUCGCCAUCACCACCCGCACCAUGUGGCUGGCGCCCGAGGAGGUGCUGCUGGCCAACGCGCUGUGGGUCACCGAGCGGGCCAACCCCUUCUUCCUGCUGCAGCGGCGGAGGGGCCACGGCAAAGGGGGCGGCCUGACGGGUCUGCUUGUGGGAACCCUUGAUGUGGUUUUGGACUCCAGUGCUAGAGUUGCGCCUUAUAGGAUCUUGCACCAGACACAGGAUUCUCAAAUCUAUUGGGCAGUGGCAUGUGGCUCAUCUCGUAAGGAAAUCACAAAGCACUGGGAAUGGCUUGAAAAUAACUUGCUCCAGACUCUCGCCAUCUUUGAUAAUGAAGAAGACAUCACUACUUUUGUCAAGGGCAAGAUACAUGGCAUUAUUGCUGAGGAGAAUAAGAAUCAGCAACCUCAGGGGGAAGAAGAUCCAGGUAAAUUUAAGGAAGCAGAACUGAAGAUGCGGAAGCAGUUUGGAAUGCCUGAAGUAGAGAAGCUGGUAAACUAUUACUCCUGCAGCUACUGGAAAGGACGUGUCCCCAGGCAAGGCUGGCUGUAUCUGACUGUUAACCAUCUCUGUUUCUAUUCCUUCCUUUUGGGCAAAGAAGUGACCUUAAUAGUCCAGUGGGUGGAUGUAACUCAGCUGGAGAAGAACGCCACUCUCCUGUUCCCUGAAUGCAUCAAAGUGAGUACUAGGGACAGUGAGCUCUACUUCUCUAUGUUCCUCAACAUCAACGAGACCUUCAAGUUGAUGGAACAGCUAGCUAACAUUGCCAUGCGGCAGCUACUUGAUAAUAAAGGUUUUGUGGAGGACACAUUGCUUCCCAAGCCCAGCAAACCUUUCAAGAAUAUCUCAGCACUCAAGAGAGAUCUCGAUGCUCGAGCCAAAAAUGAGUGGUACCGUGCUACUUUCCGAUUACCUAAGGAUGAACGUCUUGAUGGACACACAGAUUGUACUUUGUGGACUCCAUUCAACAAAAUCCAUAUCCUUGGCCAGAUGUUCGUUUCCAACAACUAUAUCUGCUUCGCUAGCAAGGCAGAGGAGGCCUGUCACCUCAUAAUUCCACUCAGGGAGGUCACAAUUGUUGAGAAAGCUGACAGUUCCAGCGUCUUGCCUAGUCCACUGUCCAUCAGCACCAAAAGCAAAAUGACCUUCCUUUUUGCCAACCUGAAAGAUCGGGAUUUCCUGGUACAGAGGAUCUCUGACUUCCUGCAGAAAACUCCAUCCAAGCAAUCAUGUGGCAAUGGCGGAGGACAGAAGAAGAGCUUUGAUGAUCAUGCAUGUGAGGAAAUCCCAGCACUGUCUCCCAGCAGCCCACCUGCAGCCAGUCCUGCCUCUCCUCUCAACAAUCAGCUAGCCAAUUUUUGCACUGAUGAGGUACCAACAGCAUCCCAGGGACUACUUAAACUGUUUGGGACCAACUCUGAGGAAUUCUUUGGAGCAAAAGGGGCAAAAGAGAAGAUGAAGGAAGAGUCAUGGAACAUUCAUUUUUUUGAAUAUGGGAGGGGAAUGUGCAUGUAUCGGACCGCCAAGACCCGUGAACUGGUGUUAAAAGGGAUCCCAGAGAAUCUUCGUGGAGAGCUGUGGCUCCUAUUUUCAGGGGCAUGGAACGAGAUGACCACUCAUCCUGGGUACUACACAGAUUUGGUAGAACAGUCAAUGGGAAAAUACAGCCUUGCUACAGAAGAAAUUGAAAGAGACCUGCAUCGUUCAAUGCCAGAGCACCCUGCCUUCCAGAAUGAGCUAGGGUUCGCUGCACUUCGUAGGGUACUGACAGCAUAUGCUUUUCGGAAUCCCACCAUUGGGUACUGCCAGGCCAUGAACAUUGUGACAUCGGUAUUGCUUCUGUACUGUAAUGAGGAAGAAGCUUUUUGGCUCCUUGUGGCCCUGUGUGAAAGGAUGCUGCCAGAUUACUACAACAGCAGGGUGGUUGGUGCAUUGGUGGAUCAGGGCAUCUUUGAGGAACUGACACAUGACUGCCUUCCCCAGCUGUCUGAAAAGAUGCAAGAGCUAGGAGUCAUCUCCAGUAUCUCACUCUCUUGGUUCCUCACCCUCUUCCUCAAUGUCAUGCCUUUUGAAAGCGCUGUGGUCAUUGUUGACUGUUUCUUCUACGAAGGCAUCAAGGUCAUCUUGCAGAUGUCGCUGGCCAUACUGGAUGCCAACAUGGAGAAGCUGCUAAAUUGCUGUGAUGAAGGCGAGGCCAUGACUGCCUUGGGCAGGUACCUAGACAAUGUAGUGAAUCGACAAAGUGUUUCUCCGCCUAUCCCCCACCUCCACGCCUUAUUGACAAGUGGAGAUGAUCCGCCAGUGGAAAUUGAUAUCUUUGAACUUAUAAAAACAGCCUAUGAGAAAUUUGGCCACUUAAAAGCUGAUGAUAUUGAACAGAUGCGGUUUAAGCAAAGAUUGAAGGUGAUCCAUUCUUUAGAGGACACGGCCAAGAGAAGUGUGGUCCGAGCUGUAUCUGGUGAUAUUGGUUUUUCUAUGCAAGAAUUAGAAGACCUUUAUGUAGUAUUUAAGGCAAAACACCUGAUGAGCUGCUACUGGGGCAAUCACACUGCCGCUGCCCGUCGAGACCAGAGCCUGCCCUACUUAGAGCAGUACUGCAUCAAUGCAGAGCAGUUCAGAGAGUUAUUUGCUUCUCUUACCCCUUGGUCUUGUGGCCCCCACACACCAGUGCUGGCAGAAAGAAUGUUCCGACUCCUGGAUGAGAACAGAGAUGCAUUAAUUAACUUCAAGGAGUUUGCAACAGGGAUGAGUGGAAUGUAUCAUGGUGAUCUGACAGAGAAGCUAAAACUCCUUUACAAACUACAUCUACCUCCAGCUCUGAGCCCAGAGGAAGCAGAAUCUGCUCUGGAGGCUGCAAGUUUCUUCACAGAUGAUAAUGCUACAACAGAAGUAUCUCCUUUUGUCUCAGAACUGGAUCUCUUCCUGCACUGUGACUCUCAAGACGCAGCUGUGCAGGAAGACAAAGCAGCAAGAAAUGGGAACUCCAAAGACCAAGAGGAUAAGGGUGCAAGCCCCCAGGAUUAUAAAUAUCACCUGCGAAUGUGGGCCAAGGAAAAAGAUUCCAAAAAAGAAACUAUCAAGGAUCUGCCUAAAAUGAGUCAGGAGCAAUUCAUAGAGCUGUGCAAGACCCUAUACAACAUGUUCAGUGAAGACCCCGUGGAGCAAGAGUUGUAUCAUGCCAUUGCCACAGUUGCCAGCCUUCUCCUGCGCAUUGGGGAGGUGGGCAAAAAGUUCUCCCACCAGCCUGCUAAGAAAGCUGAUGAUUGCAAAGCAAACCACACUCAGGAUCCAGUAAGUGAAGAAGAGUCUCCCACAUCUGAACAGAGUCAAAAUUCAACUGUGGAGCGAUAUCCCCAAGCUACCCCAGAAGCUUCUGGGGAUAUUCAGGUUGACACACACCAACAGGAAAAUCAGAUUUUUGUGGAUGGAAGUGGUGAGGGUCCGGGAUCUCCCAUACAGCUGCUGUCAGAUGAUGAAACCAAAGACGAUAUGUCCAUGUCUUCAUACUCCAUGGUCAGUACGGGCUCUCUGCAGUGUGAAGAUAUUGCAGACGAUACAGUGCUGGUUGGUUGCGAGGCGGGCAGUUCAGCUGCACGAUAUGGCAGCACCAUUGACACAGACUGGUCCAUCUCUUUUGAACAGAUCUUGGCCUCCAUGCUUACAGAGACCGCCCUCGUUGACUACUUUGAAAAGAAAAUUGACAUUACGCAGAAGAUCAAGGAGCAAAAGAAAGUGGAAAGGCAAAUCAGUUCAUCCAGUGAUUAUGACCUUUCCUCAGUGUCAGGCUGAAUUGAGGGGGGUGGGGAGACCAAGGCUUGGGUAAUAAAUGCAGGAAGGCUAAAAACCUGGCGGAUGGCUGGACAUCUGUUUGUUUGUUUUUUAACCUGCACCUCUAGCUAUCCAACAAUUAAAGUAGCUUCAGCUAAGUUAAGGGACUUAUCACAGUCACGUUUUUAUAUAGAUACCUCCCUGGAGGAUACCUUGCUUGCUGGGCUUACAUUACAUCAAGAGCAUGAAAGCCAUUAGAACCUAAUAGCCCCGGUGGCCUAGAAUUACUGCCGUAAAUUAUGCAUGGGUGCCUCUGUCUGUCUUUCUUUAUUGAAACUUCAUUUCAGUCACACUAUGCUCUACCUUCAUUUGCUUUAGGUUCCUUGGUAUUUGUUCACAAGAAAUGGAGCCUAGUUUGAAUUCCUUCCUUAAUGUCUUUGUCUGCUUCCCUAUGAUGCAAUGUAUCAAAGAGAUCUCCAGCCUACCUAAGAGCCUUGUUAGGAAGUUAGAUGCUACGCAAUUACUUAUCAAACGUAAAGUUAUAGUCCAUUACUCUUGGCAUCCUGCAUCUAGAAUGCACCAGUGUCUUGAGGUUGCUGCUUUCUUUCCCAAGUGAUUUACCAUCCCAGUAGCAUGUGGCUUCAACACCUCCCAAGAAAGAUGCAUAUUAAUAUCCUUUAGCCUGGUUUUAACUCUUCAGUGCCAUGUGUGUGUUUUUAACUUUCCCGAAAGUUUUUUAAAAGGUUUUUUAAAAACUUUCCCUGAAUGUGCACUGAGGAUUGCAACAGUUAUGGAGACUGGGAUGUAAUAAUCCUGAGAAUCACACGACAGUGGUAAGAAUACAGUUUUUGCUGCUUUCAGAAUUAGAUUACUUCUUUUAUCACUUUAAAUGGUACAAGGGAUCCAAGAAGAGCUUCAAUGAACUUGGGAUGUGAAAAAAUUAAUAUUAAUUGUUAAGCCCUGAGCCCACAUCCUAGUAAGUCAGUUGUCAUAGAAUGGAUGCAACACUGGAGAGACUGCUUAAAUUAAUGUGUUCGUUACUAUAGUCAGAAGCAGAUCUACAGGUUUUUCUGUGUGCUAUAACCAGCCACACCUCCAUAGGCAAUACCAGGUAUGCAGGCUGUGUGGUUGUUGUUUUCUUAGGCCUCAUUCCUGCUCACCUGAACCGGCUAUCCUACUGAUUAGAGGGUGGUUCAAAUAUUGUACACCAUACAGCUCUCCCUGAUCCACUACAAUUCAAGCAGUUACUGUAACAGAACUUAAUAUUGUGUGAUGCUUAGACCACCCUGUGUUCCAUAGGCAUUGAGUGUACAGGUGUGGGACGUGACCUCUGCAAAUCAGUUGUGGACCAGAGGGAAACUGGAGCUCCAUUUUGGGAUUGGUAGCUUCCUUGUAGAAAGGCAUUCACCGUCAAGAAGCACCAUUAUGUUUAUGUCUACCUACAUGCUCAUCUCAUUACACAAGUAUCUUAUUCAGCCACAUGAGUUCAAUGAAACUGAAUAUUAGUGUGUGGCUGUUGCUGGACCAGCAGUGAGUGUGGGUCAUGUUCACAGUUCAGCAAGAGGAAGUGUAAAACCCUUGGGUAGAUGUGUAUGAGGAAUACACCACAGUGUAGUAUCCAGUGUUACAACAUUUUUGUGGUGUACCCUCUGUGUAUUCAUACCCAACAUAUGUUUAAGUCUCUGCUUCCUUAGUCAUGUACCUCUGGAGAGCAGACAGUAGAAAAAAGCAUUGCUUUUACUAAUUCUUCAGUAAUUUAUUGUAAUUUUUUUUAAAUACAGAUACAUGUGAUUUUACAUUGUUUUUGUCUGAUCAAUGACGUAUUCAAUAAACAAAAAGAAUUUCACCAUAAA